AUGACGCCUGUAAGCACCAGUGACGGCGCUGGUGAGCAGCGUCAGGUCACCAGCGGCAUGCAAGCGGCUCAAAACCCAAAGAAAGUCAAGACGGAAGAAGCGGAUGGAGUGUCAACCUCGAGCAAACGCCAGACGGUGGAUGUGACGGAAGCUGCAGGCGUGGCAACGAGCUCGUCUGGCAGUGUAAAGGGCAAGACGAGUGUGACGAGGACAGCUGCCGAGGAUGGAGCGGAAUUAGCGCCCAAGAGCCAAGAAGAGCAGUCGCUCAGAGAUCAAAAGGUGUCAGCAUCAGCUGAGCCCAGUGCAUGCUCAAAAAAUGCCAUGCCAACGCUGCCUGCACCUGCUCAGCAAAUUGCGUAUUCAAAGCCAGCAACGCUGCCUGCACCGACGACACCCAACCCAACUCCUGUGCGAGGUUGGCUCGGCACUGUGACCCACACAAGCAAGCUGGAAAAGCCGGGUUCCGACUUGCUCUGUUCUCUGCGCGAUGCGUCUAGCGCGCCUCACGUCGCCGGUAAUCGCACCUUGUGCUUCGAGAUGAACAUUUCGCCCGACGUGACCAGCGAGGACCCUGUACGCCAUGCCAUCUAUCGUCACUACUGGCAGCAUUUGGAAAAGUGGAAACCUCAAGAAGCUCCUCAUGUCACAAUGUUCGGCAUCCAGUAUGAGCGCACUGUGCACGUCAAAUUUCUGAGCUCCGCCCAGUAUCAAGCGGCGCGUCAAGCUGGCAACCCUUCUUUUGGAGGUCGAAAAUUCAAGAGAACCGCUGUUGGUCUCGACCUACCCGAUGGACACUUUGUGGUCAGGAUGUCCGACUUUUACGAUUCCCGCGGAGCUGAUGAUUGGACGGCCGUGACACAGUCGCUGAUCUUGCAUCUCAAACAGGUGGUCAUCAUUCAUCAAAUCUGGUGCGAGACCGAGAGCAUCCCGGAGUGGAACAUCCCUACAAGACCUGCUGGCGUCAUGCUCCUGCUCGUCGAAGCGCGCCGCGCCACGGGCGAGUCUGCGAUGAGCGACGCAGCUGCAUCGAUCCAGAAGAAGGGUGCGUGGAAGUGGCGCUCCAAGUCUUAUCCUCUGCACGUUCCGCACCCGAUUCGACGUGGUAAUAGGUGGUAG
This is a messenger RNA of Ceraceosorus bombacis, 1116 nucleotides long. Lineage: Eukaryota; Fungi; Basidiomycota; Exobasidiomycetes; Ceraceosorales; Ceraceosoraceae. The record is from the annotation of a GenBank genome assembly.